Molecule: messenger RNA, 1298 nt
Organism: Danaus plexippus (monarch butterfly)
Lineage: Eukaryota; Metazoa; Arthropoda; Insecta; Lepidoptera; Nymphalidae
Exons: 13
Coding region: 177-1073 (298 amino acids)
Source: RefSeq, a predicted model, not a curated record
GGAUUUAGAUUAAGCCAAGUCUACUACAUUUCACGGUUUGCAUUCGAUAUUUGUUAUGAAGCUGAACUCUGAUCGUAUAACAAAUAAAAAUACAGUGAUAGUUAAAUCUAAAAUACCUUUAUUCGGUUUUUGCAUUCAAAUGAAAAGAUAAAAGCAAAAUUAUAAAGUUAGCCAAAAUGCUUCCACGACAAAAAUAUGGCCUUACGUUCUUUUUACUUUUCAACGUAGCGUGUUCAUGGCCGCUGAAACAAUCACACAACAACAAUAUAAGACGAUUGAUAGAACUCAUCAAAAGACGGGCUAUACUAUCCAGCGAUGAAAGCAUUCUUGGUGUACCAGAAUCAGUUGAAGAUCUACCUAGAACAGAGAAAAUUCAUCCUGGCCACACGCUCCUUCGACCAGCUUUUGGGAUGUUAAAAUCUUCUGUUAAAUUUCCCCAUAAGGACGUAGGUGGUGCAGUUUAUGGAAAUCUAGCCAACCUUGGAAUAACUUAUGGUAAAACCAACAAUCGGGUGCUGUACUCAGGUUUUAGAAAAACGAAUAAUUUAUUGUAUAAUUUGUUGAAAGAGUUACCACAUUUUGAUUCACGGUCUAAAAAAGGGACCAAAUCUUGGGUUGUCAUUGAACUGAGCCCACUAUCUAGAAAGAAAGACAUCCAGAAAAGGAUUACAUACGGAUAUGAUUCGCAAGAGUUAAAAAACACCAACAAUAAUGCCAUGGAAAUAUUAGAUGACAAUUCCUCUAAAGACACGUCGUUAAAUUCAAGAAGACAAAGAAAGCCAAGAAAAAGUAAAUAUAGAGACCGAGGUCGUUUUGUUUCUUCUGAAAGUGACAGUUCAUCCGUUUCCGAUUCCAAAUCUUCAGAUUAUGAGCGAAAUCCUGGAAAUCCCUACACAGUUCACAAAGAUAAAUACAAACAAAACUGGCUUUGGAAUCACUUUAUGGAUGGUAAUCACAUGAACGUGAAUCCAUAUGCACCUCCAUUUAGUAGUAUGGGCCCAUCAGGAGCAGCGCUUUUCUUUGGAAGAAAGUGGUGGUAUUACAAUCAGGAUGAUUUCAAGCCAUUAAGUUAAGCCAAUACAAUGCAGUUUUAAAAUCUUAACGAAAUUGUUUAGAAUAUGUUGCUGCAUAUAGAGUUCAAACUCUGUAUAAUCAACUCCAUUCCCUUUCUUGAGCUGAACUUUUUCUAUUGCAAUUAUUGUUACAAAAUACAAGGUUAUAUUUUAUUCCAAGAGUUAUCGCUACAGGAAUAUUUGGGUGUAUAUAAUACAAAUAUUAUACGAGUGAUCUUAAUGGUA